This is a messenger RNA of Microdochium trichocladiopsis, 2388 nucleotides long. RefSeq names its product ceramide glucosyltransferase. Gene Ontology annotation, cellular component: membrane. Gene Ontology annotation, molecular function: ceramide glucosyltransferase activity. Gene Ontology annotation, biological process: glucosylceramide biosynthetic process. The record is from RefSeq and is a predicted model, not a curated record. The coding region runs from base 289 to 2049 and encodes 586 amino acids. NCBI's taxonomy places the organism in Eukaryota, Fungi, Ascomycota, Sordariomycetes, Xylariales, Microdochiaceae. The transcript has 2 exons.
CACCAGGCUACGCUACUUACGCUGGUAGCGGGCACUGCCGCCCUCUGCUUGGGUGCUCCACGCUCCACAUGUGUCCGCCUUGCCAACGCCCAACGGCUUCGCUCUUGUUCUUCUAGCUUGACAGCUCGCAACGCUCGCCAUUCCGUCUUUCUCUCUGUCCUGUUCUUUGGUGCCCCGGUGUCGACCUUUCUCCGCUCCCUCCGCGCAGCUUCGCAUCAGCCCUCAUGGCCUUCGCCUGCCACUCGUAGCGCCCCGCCUCCUUCUUCUUCCGACGACUACACCUUUGGGAUGGCCCCUCUUCCCGAGGUGCUGGGCUACAUAGGCCUUGUCUGGGGCUGCGUCGUUGUGGUUGUCCAGACAAUAGGCAUUACUCAACUCUUCCGCAACUACUCGACCAAACCACCAAAGCCCGUCUCGCCGGCGCUUCCGCGCGACAAAGUACCACAUGUGACGAUCCUCCGCCCCGUCAAGGGCCUCGAGCCGGGCCUCUACGACUGCCUCGCCUCCUCCUUCCACCAGGCAUACCCUUCCGAGAGGCUCACACUACACUUCUGCGUCUCCGACCCGGACGAUGCCGCCCUUCCCACCCUGCGCAAGCUGCUCAAGGACUUCCCAAAGGCCGACGCCCGCAUCUUCAUCGAGUCCGAAGAUCCUCUGCUGCACGGCCCCGACGGCAAUGUCAACAACGUCGGCCCCAACCCAAAGAUCCGCAACCUGAGCCGCGCCUACCGCGAGGCCAAGGGCGACAUCAUAUGGGCCGUCGACUGCAAUGUCUGGGUGAGCCCGGGCACGCUGGGCCGGCUCGUCGAUCGCUUGUGCGGUUACUCGCAACCAGGAGGCCCCAAGGUCAAGCCUGUCAAGUUCGUCCACCAGCUGCCCAUAGUCGUCGACACGGUUAGUUCCAUGGCUCAGCAGGACGGCGAGGGCCGGGCAUUACUCUCGGGCGCCUCCAUCACCGGCAGCUCCGACUCGUCCGCAGCCGUGCACGUCCCGUCGUCCCUCCUGGCGCGCUGGCGAACCCACGGCGGAGGCCGGCUGGAGGAACAGUUCAUGGCCACCACGCACGCAAAGUUCUACUGCGCCAUCAACGCCGUCGGGGUGGCCCCGUGCGCCCUGGGCAAGAGCAACAUGUUUCGCAAGUCGCACAUCGACCGCGUGACCGACGCCUCGAGGAACCCCACCCUGGCGGGCACGUCCGCGGCCAGUCUCCCUCAGGGGCUGGACCACUUCUCGUACUACCUCUGCGAAGACCACGCCAUAGGGGACCUGCUCUGGCGCUCCCCGAUCAAGGGGUUCGACAACCACGGCCUGGCCGCGGGCGAUCUCGCGGUCCAGCCCGUCGCCGGCAUGUCCGUCGUGGCGUACUGGAGCCGGCGCGUGCGCUGGCUGCGCGCGCGCAAGUGGACGGUCCUGGCAGCCACGCUUGUCGAGCACGCCGUCGAGUCGCUCGUCUGCAACCUGUACUUCUCGUACGGCCUGACCACGGUGCCCUUUGUCCACGAGCUCACGGGUAUCCCACAGACGUGGCGCGCAAUGGGGAUCGCCUGGCUCAUCGGCGUGACGACAUGGAUGGCCAUGGACAGGGUGGUGUUCAAGGUGCUCUACCGCGGAGACACGAUCGAGGUCAACGACGGCAGCGAGGGUCCUUCUUCGGCAGCGACGCCGCGCUUCGCACGCGGCUUCCGGCACGGCGGCGACGAGAAGCGCCCCUUUGGCGAGUGGUUCCUGGGCUGGCUGGGGCGGGAGAUUCUCGCCCUCCCCAUCUGGACGUGGGCGGUCCUGCUCGGCGGCUCGGUGACCUGGCGCGGCAAGCGGUUCCGCGUGCGCUCCGACAUGACUGUCGUCGCGAUCGACCCGGACACCGAGGCCGAUUCUGACGGCAGCAACUAUAAUGACGACGAGACCAGCGAGGAGGAGGAGGAGGUUGCGAGUCAGCGAACGACACAACGUCCAGGCCGCAGGUCGGGCGGUCCUCGCUCUGGGAGCAUUUCAAGCAGGAGCAGGAGCAAGAACAAGAGCAAGAGGACAAGCAACAGGCGCAAGGCGUAACUUCAGCAUUUCUCGCGAUCAGAGGGAGGGCCCGUCCGUCGGCAAUAAUAGCCUUGUCGGUAUAUGCAGUGCUGGGCCGGCCAGCCAGCCAGCGCUUGCUCUGUUUGGAUCUCACGUGGACAUGACCCUAACAUUAUAGAAGGACACAAAAAAAAGAGAAUCUUAAGAAUAAUAGUAAUGAAUAUAUGAAAGACGACGAACCACGGAACGUAACAUAUCUGACCACUUUCUUCGGGUUUGGUAUUUUGUGUUCAGAGACUGGGUGGUUUCGUCAAUGUGUUGAAAAUCAGUCUGGCGGCGAAGGAGACGACACCGAGGGGAAGCACAUAAGCUUAGCAA